Messenger RNA from Quercus lobata, 2512 nucleotides. RefSeq names its product L-ascorbate oxidase-like. Lineage: Eukaryota; Viridiplantae; Streptophyta; Magnoliopsida; Fagales; Fagaceae. The record is from RefSeq and is a predicted model, not a curated record. The transcript is spliced from 6 exons. Gene Ontology annotation, molecular function: oxidoreductase activity; copper ion binding. Bases 609 to 2318 code for a protein of 569 amino acids. Gene Ontology annotation, cellular component: extracellular region.
UGAUGAUAUAGCUAUUAAUCUUUGAUUCUCAUGAAAUUUUAUAAACAUAAAAGAUAUACUAAAAAUAUGUUAUCUAACCGAUAGAUUUUUAAAAUUCACAUCUAAUAAAAAAAUUUAAAAAGUUUCUUUUCAAAAUAAAAUAAUAAAAAUAAUCUUUGGAAAGUUUUGAAAGAUUGGCGUUGAUUGCUCAACAGCCCCGAGAAAAUAUCACAUCAACAGAUGUUCCGGAGUUGCACACUAACGGAGUUAAUAAUACAAUGAUUUUCAUAUGAAAGUACGAGGGAAUUUCACUGUUUUGAAAUUUCCACGGUCUCAAUUGGCAGAAGUGUACUUUUAGCCCCACGGCUUUGAAAUUUUCCUGGUCUCAAACUCUCAAUUGACAAAAAGUACUGAUUCUAAACGAAAUAAUUGUCAAAGCUUGGAAAAUGUAUUAUAUAUAAUAUUAUAGUAUGUAUAUAUAUAUAUAUUGACAGAAAUUAAUAAUUCCAAUCAAACAAAAUCAUUCAUCAAAGCAAUUGCUAAUUGGCGCAUUUGACCCUACCGAUUUGAGCUUCUAAACUCGUACACUUUGGCUAAGCUCCCAUUGGAGCAUUUAGCAAUACAUAAGUAUGUUUUUGAAGCUGCUGGCUUUGUGUUUGUUCGCAUUUCUCAUAUAUGCUCCCAUUGCUGAGGCCAGAAUUCGACGUUACAAAUGGGAGGUAAAGUAUGAGUACAAGUCCCCUGACUGCUAUAAGAAGCUGGUCAUUACAAUCAAUGGCAAAUCUCCAGGACCCACAAUCUUGGCCCAGGAAGGUGAUACAGUCAUUGUUGAGGUCACAAACAAACUAUUAUUAGAAAACCUUGCAAUCCAUUGGCAUGGAAUCAGACAGAUUGGAACACCUUGGAGUGAUGGAACAGAAGGGGUGACUCAAUGUCCAGUAGUACCUGGGGACACCUUCAAAUAUGAGUUCAAGGUUGAUAGGGCUGGAACUUAUCUGUACCACGCACACUAUGGAAUGCAAAGAGAAUCAGGGCUAUAUGGAUCAAUCCGUGUAUCAGUUCGAGAUAAUUUUACAGAACCAUUUGCCUAUGAUUAUGAUCGGAGCAUCAUCCUUACUGAUUGGUACCACAAAAGUACUUAUGAACAAGCCACUGGAUUAUCCUCCAAACCCUUUGUCUGGGUUGGGGAGCCUCAGUCACUUCUGAUUCAAGGAAAAGGAAGAUUCAACUGCUCUAGUUCAUCCCUCAAAGCCGACACUUGUAAUACAUCAAAUCCAGAAUGCUCUCCUUAUGCAAUAACCGUAACCCCAGGAAAAACAUAUAGACUAAGGGUUGCUAGCUUGACUGCUCUAUCAGCCCUUAGUUUUCAAAUAGAGGGUCAUAAUAUGACUGUGGUAGAAGCAGAUGGACACUAUGUAGAGCCAUUUGUAGUGAAAAACCUAUUCAUAUACUCUGGAGAGACAUACUCUGUGCUUAUAAAAGCCGAUCAAGACCCUUCAAGAAAUUAUUGGAUGACAACAAACGUGGUUAGUCGGACUCCGGUCAAUACCUCUGAAGGCUUAGGCUUUCUCAAUUACUAUCCAAACCAUCCAAGGCGAUCUCCUCCGACUGAUGCACCAGCUGGUCCUGUUUGGAAUGACACAGCACCCCGAUUGAAUCAAAGUCUAGCCAUUAAGAGGGCUCACCAUGAUUUCAUUGUGACCCCGCCCACAACCUCAGAUAGAGUCAUUGUGUUCCUAAACACACAAAAUGAGAUUAAUGGAUAUCGCCGCUGGUCAGUUAAUAAUGUCUCCUUCACCCUUCCUCACACUCCUUACCUUAUUGCACUAAAGAAAAAGCUACACCAUGUGUUCAGUCAAACCCCACCACCUGAAGGAUAUGACUUUGUAAACUAUGACAUUUACGUGCAGAACCCAAUUAAUGCUACUACUACAAGCAAUGCCAUUUACCGGCUAGGCUUCAAUACCACGGUUGAUAUUAUACUACAAAAUGCAAACACUAUGCUAGCUAAAAAUAGUGAGACACAUCCAUGGCAUCUCCAUGGGCACGAUUUUUGGGUACUAGGCUAUGGAGAAGGCAAGUUUGACAAGAACGUAGACCCAAAGAAUUACAAUUUGGUGAAUCCAAUCAUGAAGAAUACAGUGCCUCUUCAUCCCUACGGUUGGACUGCUCUUAGGUUCAAGGCUGAUAACCCAGGUGCUUGGCUUUUCCAUUGCCAUAUUGAGUCUCAUUUCUACAUGGGCAUGGGAGUGGUGUUUGAAGAAGGAAUAAACAAGGUAGGGGAAUUGCCUUCAUCUAUUAUGGGCUGUGGUGAGACCAAAGGAUUUGGCAAGCCAUAAUUAAUCAAAAUAAAGAUUAUAAAUACUGAAUCAUCAUUAACCAAAGGAUUUGUUCUCAAAAAAAAAAAAAAAAUUAAGGGGUAGGUAUAGAUUAUUAACAUGUGUAACUAAAAAUGCAAAGGUUUAUUUAUUUAUUUAUUUAAUUGAUUACGACUCUUGCAUUCUUUAUAGUUCAUAUGUCAAUACAGGCCAUA